GUCUUCGAAUAACAUUAGAUAAAAGUGUUAGGACGAAAAAGCGGAGGUGUUGCAUGUGCCGGUGAAAAAAAUGCACUUAAACGAACCUGAUAAAAUGUCUACAAGGGACGUGGAACUAUUUCAGAAACGAGCUGCUGCCGCGGAGACGGAGAUUAGAAAAUUAAAAGAAGCUCUAAAAUCGUUAUAUGAUGAUGUAAAAGUGCAUGGGAAUAAUGAAACAAUGAUAAGACUACAAAAUGAAAAUGCUAAACUCAAACAUCGUCUCGCUAUUUUAAAGAGGGCUGUUGAAUGUGAAAAAUCUAUCGCUUCUGAGAAUGUCAUUCAGGACCAAAAUCCAACUUUGAGUAUUCAAGAACUGCUGCACAGCUUAUUCAGAGAAGCUAUCGAUGCUGCUUAUCCAGAAUUAACGGAUCUUCCGGUGAUAAUAGUUUCAAAUGACAAGACUCCUCAAUUUGGAGACUAUCAAUGUAACAGCGCAAUGCUUAUUUCAAACUUGAUUAAGGCCAAAGGAACUAAAACUUCGCCACGUGAUGUUGCCAAUAAAAUAGUUUCCAAAGUGAAAUCAAACUCUUUAAUCGAAAGAGUUGAAGUUGCAGGAGUAGGGUUUGUGAACAUUUUUUUGAAACGUGACUUUGCGGCUUCCAUUCUUACUACUAUGUUGAAGAGGAGGCAGGUUUUACCACCUUGUGUACCCAAACAGAGAGUUCUUGUUGAUUUUUCAAGCCCAAAUAUUGCCAAGGAGAUGCAUGUUGGACAUCUAAGAUCAACCAUCAUUGGCGAUAGUAUUAGUAGAGUUCUAGAAUACUUGGGUCACGAUGUACUAAGAAUCAAUCACAUCGGUGAUUGGGGUACUCAGUUUGGAAUGCUUGUUGCCCACCUACAAGAUCGUUUCCCUGAUUAUCUCAUCGUGUCUCCGCCAAUUUCAAGUCUUCAGGAAUUUUAUAAGGAAUCAAAAAAGAGAUUCGAUGAAGAUCCGUUGUUCAAAAAGCGUGCUUACGAGUGCGUUGUUAAGCUCCAGUCAUUUGAUGCAGACGUCCUCAAAGCUUGGCAAAUGAUCUGCUCCGUUUCCAGAAAAGUGAAUCAGCAACUUUAUGACCGCUUAGAGAUUAAAAUAACCGAAAUAGGGGAAUCCUUUUAUCAGUCUCGUAUGGUGGAUAUCGUUGAGGAGUUGGAGAGUCGUGGAUUUUUGGAGGAAGAUGAUGGCAGGAAAGUUAUGUGGGGUACCAAGCCCGGCGUUGAUAUUCCAUUAACAAUGGUCAAGUCUGACGGUGGAUUCACUUACGACACAUCGGAUAUGGCAGCGAUAAAGUAUCGGCUGGAAGAGCAGAAAGCAGAUUGGGUCAUAUAUGUGGUUGACGCAGGACAGGCAACUCAUUUCGAUACACUCAAAAAAUGCGCCAAACGAGCUGGAAUCAUAACAAGCAAGCAUAGAAUAGACCAUGUUGAAUUUGGUGUUGUAUUAGGAGAGGAUAAGAAAAAAUUCAAGACUAGAUCUGGCGAAACAAUUCAACUCAGCAAGUUAUUGGACGAAGGUUUGAGACGAGCUUUAGAAAAACUGAAGGAGAAAGAGCGUGAUAAGUUUCUGACCAAUGAUGAAUUAUUAGCUGCUCAGGAGUCCAUAGCAUACGGCUGUAUCAAGUACUCGGAUCUAUCGCAUAACCGAAUCAAAAAUUAUGUCUUUUCAUUCGAUAGAAUGCUCGAUGAUAAAGGCAACACCGCUGUCUACCUACUUUAUGCUCUAACGAGAAUACGAUCGAUUGCUAGGGCUGCAAAUGUCUCUCAAGAGCAAUUGCGAGCUGCUGCUGAGACAACAGCAAUCUCUUUGGAACACGAAAAGGAAUUCAAGUUGGCCAAAGUUUUACUCAAGUUUUCAGAUGUCCUGUUGGAAAUAACGAAGGAUCUAUGCCUACAUCACUUGUGCGAAUAUUGUUAUGAAAUUUCGACUACAUUUACAGAAUUUUACGACAGUUGUUAUUGCGUGGAAAAAAAUCAAGUCGGAGAAGUAGUGAAAAUUAACAUGGGCCGAUUAAUGUUGGCCGAAGCAACUGCUAUGAUAAUGGAACAGGCGUUCAAUCUCCUCGGUCUUAAGCCUGUAGAACGGAUGUAAAACACUGCAUUAAUUAACUGUUUCUCUAACAACAUCAAGGGUAUAAGAUGGUGAAAAAAUGCAUAAAACGAAUAAUUUCGAGAAGUUAUUGUAAGAAAUCACAUCAUGUCAAUUACCUAGAGAAGUAAUAAACACUACUAUUUCAACCUUG
Messenger RNA from Athalia rosae (coleseed sawfly), 2258 nucleotides. It is a transcript of the gene ArgRS, whose product is annotated as arginine--tRNA ligase, cytoplasmic. The record is from RefSeq and is a predicted model, not a curated record. Bases 71 to 2107 code for a protein of 678 amino acids. Gene Ontology annotation, cellular component: cytoplasm. Gene Ontology annotation, biological process: arginyl-tRNA aminoacylation. The transcript has 8 exons. Gene Ontology annotation, molecular function: ATP binding; arginine-tRNA ligase activity. Lineage: Eukaryota; Metazoa; Arthropoda; Insecta; Hymenoptera; Athaliidae.